Colletotrichum destructivum is the source of this 2855-nucleotide messenger RNA. RefSeq names its product Putative kelch-type beta propeller. The record is from RefSeq and is a predicted model, not a curated record. Gene Ontology annotation, molecular function: protein binding. NCBI's taxonomy places the organism in Eukaryota, Fungi, Ascomycota, Sordariomycetes, Glomerellales, Glomerellaceae. The transcript has 4 exons. The coding region runs from base 1 to 2094 and encodes 697 amino acids.
AUGUCAUUCUCGGCCCCUCUACUCACCCUACUGGGUCUGUCUCUGCUCACGGCCCCAACGGCAGCGCAGCAAGAUCCCGUAGCUGAUUUCUGCCGGCGGUUUGGACAUCAGACAGCUGUUGUUGACGACAAGCUGUUCAUCGACGGCGGCCUCGUCAACUGGAACCCCUUUUCGUCGUUCCCUUCCAAUUACACCAACACAUGGCUCCUCUACCAGGACCUCUCCACAACAGCGUCCUCGGGCAUGCCCCCUCUCUACGCAAAUCUCUCCAAGAACGGGUCCAUUCCCAAUGUUUCUGGCGGCUCUCUCUGGUCCGACUCGGUGAACAAGCGACUCUAUCUGUUCGGCGGCGAGCACAAUCUCGGGGAGCCUCCUUUGCCCUUCAACCUCUACGGUUACGACAUCCUGAACAAUCAAUGGGAUUCCUUCGGUCCGUCUCGGACGGGAGCUUCAAUCUCCAAGGUAAGCUACGGCGCGGGAGUGUCCGUCGAUAGCCGCGGCGAGGCGUAUUACUACGGCGGAUGGCUGAGCAACAACUCUGUUCCGCAAUGGGGCACCGGCCCGCCGGUGGCCACGACGGGCUUGGUAAAGUAUACCAUGGACACGAACAGCUUCGCCAAUAAUACCGGCCCUGACAACAUACGGCGCGCCGAGGGCAGCUUGCAGUACAUCCCCGCGGGGGACGGCGGGAUGUUGGUCUACUUUGGGGGCAUCCAGGACCUGACCGCCAACGGCACGGCAACGGGCCAGCCCAUGGACGAGAUCUUCCUCUACGACGUACUCAGCAGCAAGUGGUACACACAGAAAGCCUCGGGCCAGGUCCCGGAGAUGAGGCGGCGCUUUUGCGCGGGCGUGACGUGGGCCCUGGAUCAGUCGUCUUACAACAUCUACAUGUACGGCGGCGCAACGGUCCCCGGCGUGCCCGGCGCAGGAUACGACGACCUCUACGUGCUCUCGAUGCCAACCUUCACCUGGGUGAAGAUGUACCCCCUCGGCCGCAACGGCACAGGCGACUAUCCGCACCAUUCGCUAUCCUGCAACAUGGCCCCCGGCCGGGCGCAGAUGCUCAUCUCCGGGGGCACGUUUCCGCUCACGCAGCUGUGCGACUCCCCGGGCCAGUGGGGAACCCACAACGCGGACCUGGGCAAACAGAACCCGAACCAGGCCCUCUGGGAGCUGUACAAGCCCAACAAGACGACCUACGCCGUGCCGCCGGAAGUCCUUGCCGUCGUGGGCGGGGACGGCAACGGCGGCGCGACCAAGACGACGCCCGCCAACGGGUUCGAUUACACCGACGUCGGCCUGUUGAUCACACUCAAGGCCGACAUUGCCGUCCGCACGCCGACGAGGGCCGUUGGAGCGUCUAUCACGUCGGCCCCGAGCGCGAGAUUCUCCACGAGAGCCAUCAUCGGCAUUGGCAUCGGCGCCGCGGUUCUGGUUAUCGCGCUCGCGGCGGGGUUCUACUUCCUCUUCCGCAAGUGCCGCGAGCAACGGCACCACCACCAACACUCCAAAAGGCCGCCGCCGCCUGGGCCGAGUCACGCAUACCACGCCCAGAGCAUGUCGGACGCGUGGUCGCCGCCCCCGACACACCUCAGCCCUGUGCCCUCGCCCUUCGCACCACCGUACGGCCACCCGGCCUCCUCCUCCUCUCCGCCUCCGUUGUCCGGAUACCCCCAGUCUCCGCACCCGAUGUCCCCACACACCAUACCGUCGCACACGGGCCUGCCGGUCGAGCUGUCUUCGGAGUCGUCGCACUCGACGCCGGGGGCCACGUUGGGGGGCAUGCCGACGCUGACGCACAUGUCGUCGACGGCGUCGUACCCGCCGCAGCAGGCUUACUUCUCCGAGACGACGACACUGCUGAACCAGCCGCAGUACGACGCCCACGGCAACAUGUGGGUGCCGCAGGUCAGCAUGGUCCAGGUCGCCACGGGGGUGAGCCCCCCGCCGGUGUCUGGACACACGCCGGCGAGGGGCGACGAGAAAACGGCGCCUGAGCCCGCGCCUAGUCAGGAGCCGCAGGAGCUGAGCGCGGACCCGGAUGAUCGUGCGGAGACGGGGACGCAGCACCACACGUAUUACAACAAGUAGAGGUACAUGCUACGCAGUCGGGUGUUUAGGGCUGUGCUCGUCUAAAAGUGUAUAAAAAGAUUUUACCCAGAAGGGGCAGGAGAGCAGCGGGCGUGAAUUGCGUGCUUCUCUGCGUGUUUGACAUAUCCACACGCGAGCAGGCUGGGGGGGGGGGGGGGGUUUCCCUUGAUGAUUCCCAUGUGGAGUUUGGGUCCGGAGUAGUAGAUCAGUCAUCAAAGAGUGAUUCAUUUAGAUAUUUGACGCCUAGCGUAGUAUUCGAACCACGCAUGCUGUUAGAUCAUCAGGGUCCGAGAUGACGAUGGACCUCGUGGAGACACCGUGAGUCGUGCAUGAGCUGCGGUGGCCCGGAGUCAGCUCCGGUGCUGCGGACUUCUUCACCGGUAGGCGACAUUGGAUGAUGCACGAACGCAGCAGAGUCGAGAAGAAUGCAAGAUCCAAGUCCACUGCAAAAGCUCAUUGUCCUAAAUAAUAAUAAAAAACCCCCAAAAAACGCCGUUGUGGACAUGUCUCAAUCAGUCGAGCGCCGACGGAACCAGCGGCUUGAAAACACCACCCGUCAAGAAUAACACCGAAGAUAACACCGUCGCCAGCAUAACCUCCCAGGAUCACACGAAAUCGCAGGGAUGAGAGUCAGGUUUCCUCGACGGUUCUUUGGGUGACACUGGACCCCACCGCGUCCAACUUCCCACCUCCCUCUCCCUCUCCCUCUCGCUUCCCCGACCGACGCCGAGAAAGCGGAGAUCCGGACCCACUCCGAAUAA